AUGGAUAUCACGCUCCCCUCCACCAGCUCUGCCCUAUUCAACGUCCCAAAGCUAGCCGAGGAUGGCAGCAACUGGAUUACCUACAAGGAGAGAACAUUAAUGGCAAUCGGUGCGAGAGGUCUGAUGCGCUAUAUCACUGGUCGCGCAGUACGACCUGCCCCUAUCUCCUUGCCUCAAGAGGAUGAUGGCACCGAAGUGGCGGACGCAGAGAUCGAGGCAUUUGAAAAGAAAAUGGACGAGUACUAUCAAAAGGACUCACUAGUGAAGCAACAAAUCUUCAGCACCAUAACGGAUAGGCUGUUGUUGCGCGUCCAGAAGCUCAGGUCCGGAUCAAAUGUCUGGGCCGAGAUCUGCAACAUCCAC
Messenger RNA from Suillus subalutaceus, 363 nucleotides. RefSeq lists its product as uncharacterized. The annotation marks the transcript as partial. The record is from RefSeq and is a predicted model, not a curated record. NCBI's taxonomy places the organism in Eukaryota, Fungi, Basidiomycota, Agaricomycetes, Boletales, Suillaceae. The transcript has a single exon.